Messenger RNA from Dovyalis caffra, 1698 nucleotides. The record is from the annotation of a GenBank genome assembly. NCBI's taxonomy places the organism in Eukaryota, Viridiplantae, Streptophyta, Magnoliopsida, Malpighiales, Salicaceae.
AUGCUGCUUCCUCUCUCAAAUCCUUCUUCUUCACCUGAACCCCAAAUCAAGAAACCAAAAACUCCACCUGAUUUCCAAAGAAAAUACUCAUUCAAGUCACUGAAAGCAUUUCUUGCUGCUCAUUACCCUUCGUUUAACCAACCUCGAAUAUGUCUUUUCCUUUCCAUCUUCUUCAUUCAAAUCCUCCUUCUAGUCGCUCUCCGCUCCGUUCCUCUCUCUUUCCACCCCAGCCGUCAUCACUUCCCUUCUCCCUUCAUCGCCCCUCACCGCCACCACCUCAACGCAACCAUCAGCACCACAACCACCACCGCUUCCGCCACCACCGCCAGCACAGUGAAAGAGGAAAGUUCCUGCGAGUUUGGUAGAAUCUUUGUCUACGAUCUUCCGAGUGCUUUGAACAAAGAGUUGGUUACUGAUUGUGAUGAAUUGAACCCGUGGAGUUCAAGCUGUGCUGCGUUGUCGAAUGACGGAUUUGGCCCUGUAGCCACCGGAAUUUCCAGUGUUGUACCGGAAAAUCUUGCUCCCGCUUGGUACUGGACUGAUCAGUUUGUGACUGAAAUUCUUGUCCACAACAGAAUUUUGAAUCACAAGUGCAGAACUAAAGACCCCAACAACGCGACAGCAUUUUACAUCCCGUUUUAUGUUGGACUUGCUGUCGGGAAAUUUUUAUGGCUCAAGAAUUCAUCAGCUAAAGAACGUGAUUUUCAUUGCGAGAUGAUGCUGAAGUGGGUUCAAGACCAGCCGUAUUUUCAAAGAAAUGAAGGAUGGGAUCAUUUCUUGACAAUGGGAAGAAUUUCCUGGGAUUUUCGACGGUCCAAGGACGAGGAUUGGGGUUCAAGUUGCAUUUACAAGCCAGGUAUGCGAAACAUUACUCGCCUUUUGAUUGAACGGAAUCCAUGGGAUUAUUUUGAUGUUGGUGUCCCUUAUCCUACCGGAUUCCACCCACGAUCGGACAAUGAUAUUGUCCAGUGGCAAGAUUUUGUCCGAAAUCGCAACAGGAAAAAUCUUUUCUGUUUUGCUGGUGCAAAACGUAGCAAAAUCAAGAACGAUUUUCGAGGGUUGUUAUUGAAUCAUUGUAGGAAUGAGUCUGAUUCGUGCCGAGUUGUGGAUUGUGCUGGCUCUAAAUGCUCUAAUGGAACGUCAACCAUUCUUGAAGCCUUCUUGGAUUCUGCAUUUUGUUUGCAGCCUAGAGGUGACAGUUUUACAAGAAGGUCGAUUUUCGAUUGUAUGAUUGCUGGUUCGAUUCCGGUCUUGUUCUGGAAUAGAUCUGCUUAUUAUCAAUACGAGUGGUUCUUACCGGCAGAGCCGCAGAGUUAUUCGGUGUUCAUCGAUCGAAAUGCGGUGAAGAAUGGGACUAUUUCGAUUCGGACAGUGCUUGAGAGCUACAGUGAGGAUGAGAUUAGGAGAAUGAGGGAGAAAGUUAUCGAAUUUAUACCAAAGUUUGUGUAUGCUAGACCUCAAGAAGGUUUAGAGACUACAAAGGAUGCAUUUGAUGUUGCUGUUGAUGGGGUUUUUAGGAGAUUCAAAGAACAGGAGCAACCUGGUUACAGGUGGAGUGCAGGACCACCAAUUGCCAGUGGUGGUAUGGUGGUCCAAGGUCCUUCUUUUUGGCUUGGCAUGGCUGCAAUGGAUUUCUCUGCUAGCUAUCUAGCUAGUUGGGUCUCAAGAAAAUGGGCAAUGGUUGUUACUUUUGUUUGA